AUGAUUGUAUGCUUUACUAUGAUUCAAUGCCAAAGAUUAUCGAAUCAUCAAUUGAAUCUAUCCAAUUCUAAUCGUGAUUUACUGACAGAUGAUUGGAUGAUAGAAGAUGAGGAUGAUAGUAAUUGUGAUGCUGUAGACGAAACACCAUGGGAUCGACACUUUUUUCGUGGCAUGAUAGUUGGCUUUUUAAUUGGUUUAAGUGGCGGCGUUCUGCUUGGCUUCCUUUGCUGGCAAAUUCAGGUACACAAGGAAGGCUACAAUUUGUAA
This is a messenger RNA of Cercopithifilaria johnstoni, 267 nucleotides long. The record is from the annotation of a GenBank genome assembly. Lineage: Eukaryota; Metazoa; Nematoda; Chromadorea; Rhabditida; Onchocercidae.